Molecule: messenger RNA, 2410 nt
Organism: Phragmites australis (common reed)
Lineage: Eukaryota; Viridiplantae; Streptophyta; Magnoliopsida; Poales; Poaceae
Product: TOM1-like protein 3
Exons: 10
Coding region: 320-2080 (586 amino acids)
Biological process (GO): protein transport to vacuole involved in ubiquitin-dependent protein catabolic process via the multivesicular body sorting pathway
Molecular function (GO): ubiquitin binding; phosphatidylinositol binding
Source: RefSeq, a predicted model, not a curated record
AAAUUCCAAACCAACAAAAAAAUCGAGUUGUGGGCCCUCAUGUUCACACCGAGAAAAGGUCCACUUCCGGCCUCUGCAGCGACCAUUCUUCGUUCUCCCCCUCGAAAUCCUCCAACCAAUUCUGCAGCUGCUCAAAUCCGCCCCGAGUUCUCCCACCAUCUCGCCCCUUCCUCCCUGUUCGGGCGCGAUUAGCCCCUUCGUCGCGCUUGCGGAUCAGAAAAGAGGCUGCUUUGGUGCCGAAUCUUGGGGGCGAUUCGCUCAGAUUUGGAUUUAGGGUUUUGGAGGUGGUAGUGGUGGUGGGUUUGUGCCGCCGGGAGGUAUGGCAGCUGUGGCGUGCGCGGAGAGGGCGACGAACGACAUGCUGAUCGGCCCGGAUUGGGCUGUGAACAUCGAGCUCUGCGAUAUCAUCAACAUGGAUCCCGGACAAGCAAAGGAUACACUCAAGCUCCUAAAGAAACGUCUUGGAAACAAGAAUUCAAAAGUGCAAAUUCUGACACUUUAUGUGCUAGAGACUCUAAGCAAAAAUUGUGGGGAUGUUGUUCACCAACAGAUAGUUGAGCGCGACAUACUAAAUGAAAUGGUUAAGAUAGUAAAGAAAAAGCCAGACUUAAAUGUCCGGGAGAAAAUAUUGAGUUUGAUUGAUGCAUGGCAAGUGGCUUUUGGAGGUCCGACUGGAAGAUAUCCACAGUACCAUGCUGCUUACCAAGAACUCAGGGCUGCUGGUGUUGAUUUUCCACCACGUGAGGAAAAUUCAGUCCCGUUGUUUACACCACCUCAAACUCAACCGUUAAGGCAUCCACAUCUAUAUCCACCUCCAGGUCAAAGCUACGAAGAUGCAGCUAUACAAGCUUCUCUUCAGUCCGCCCCACCUGCACCUGCCUUGAGUCUAAGUGAGAUUCAGAGUGCUCGAGGAAUUGUGGAUGUGUUGGAUGAGAUGUUAAAUGCACUGGAUCACAGACAUCCUGAGGGUGUGAGAGAGGAACUCAUUGUUGACCUUGUUGGCCAGUGCCGAUCUUAUCAAACUCGUGUGAUGGAUCUUGUUAGCAAUACUGGUGAUGAGAGCCUUCUAUUCCAGGCUCUUGGACUUAAUGAUGAACUGCAGCGUGUUCUUCAGCGUCACGACGACAUAGCAAAGGGAGUCCCUCCCAGUACAGGAGCAACAGUACCUGCUGCUGCGAACAUAAACCAUGGGACUGCCCCUCCCAGGUCUGCUGGGGCUUCGUUUUCCCCACUUCUUAAUGUACACCAUGAGGAAGAUGUGCCGGAAGAUGAGUUCUCCAUGCUUUCCCGCAGGUCUGCAAGAGAUGGCACAGUAGCACAGAGCAACCUGCCUUCUGCUCCAAGAAAUGAAAGGCCAUACCCAAGCCCACUUCUUCCUCCUCCACCAUCAUCUAAGAGGCCAGUUUACACAGAGGCAAGCAAUAUCGACUAUCUUAGUGGGGACUCCUACAAAUCAGAGAAAGUAUCAGAUGAUUUCAUCAACCCAACUGCCCCUGCCAAUAGAUCGACAUCAUCCCAUUCAAAAGCAGAAGCGAAUCCUCCACCAACUUACGAUAACCGGUCAGACGGUGUGUCUGAUGACUUUGUAAACCCAACCGCACUACCCAACUUCUCUGUGCCUCCACGUCCUAUGAACGAGUCAAACCCUUCAUCUGUGAAGCAGCAGGAGAGUCUACCUGAGGAUGACUUUAUAAACCCAACUGCUCUUCCUGGUUUUUCGUCAUCUUCAACUACUAAAAGUUAUGAAGAUUCCAGGGAAGAUCUUCCAAAAGCUCCGUGGGAAGCACAAGCUGCUGGUUCCCUACCGCCACCUCCAGCAAGGUAUGGCCAGAGGCAGCAAUACUUUGAGCAAAAUGUGUAUUCUGGUGGGAGCAACGGAGGUGGCUACGAUGGACUGGUAACGCAGACAGAAAACCUCUCUCUUAACCAACGGAACACUGGGAAUGGUAAGGGCGCAUCACAGCCGACAGCAUCCCGCCAGACUAAACCUGAGGACUCCCUUUUCAAGGACCUCGUCGAUUUUGCGAAGAACAAGCCGUCAUCUCCGUCGAAACCAGCAAACAGCCGCAGGACUCGCUGAUCGAUUGAUACUCGGCUUUGCGAUAUAUGUGCUUUGAGUUGCCUAGUUGGUUCCACAGGUUGGCGGCUUUAGAUACCGUCAAAUAAGUGUGUGAGACUGGUUUUCAUUACAUUGCAGAUUAUUUCGGUCGCAUUCCACAGUUAGAAUCACAGAUGUCAGAUACAAUACCCGGUCAUAACCCUGGGUGUGGAGUGAUGUGUAGUUAGUUGAUUUUAAGCUUGUGCAUUGUUUGCUUUGCGUACAUUUUACUUAGCUGUAUAUAUUACUUUACUCCAUUCGACAGCAAUAUUCAUAGUUCAGUUUGCAAUUUGAGGACUAAAGUUGACUUUU